Messenger RNA from Penaeus chinensis, 2633 nucleotides. RefSeq names its product glutamine--tRNA ligase-like. The transcript is spliced from 2 exons. Gene Ontology annotation, molecular function: glutamine-tRNA ligase activity; ATP binding. The coding region runs from base 68 to 1621 and encodes 517 amino acids. The record is from RefSeq and is a predicted model, not a curated record. Gene Ontology annotation, biological process: translation; glutaminyl-tRNA aminoacylation. Lineage: Eukaryota; Metazoa; Arthropoda; Malacostraca; Decapoda; Penaeidae. Gene Ontology annotation, cellular component: cytosol.
AAACGCUCCGGAAGAGGACGAAAGCAGGUUGAAUUUUCCAGAUCUCUUUCCUUAAUACGUGCACACCAUGAUCCCGGGGCGCUUCGUCAAUGGCGAGUUCGUCCUGACCGACAGUCAGAGGAAGGGAAUGAGCUUCCGCUUCGCUCCGGAACCAAACGGCCCGCUGCACAUCGGCCACGUGAAAACCUUCCGCACGAACUUCAACUGUGCCGCUGAGAAUGGUGGCCAGAUGAUCCUGCGCUUUGACGACACGAAUCCAGAGACGGCCUCCGUUAAUUACUGUGAAGACGCCAAGGAGAUGUUGCAGUGGCUCGGGUACGACAUCAGCGCCUUCAGGACGACCUUCACGUCGGACUACUUCGAGGUGUUGCUGCAACAUGCUCGCACGAUGAUUAAGAAAGGUCUUGCAUACGUAUGUCACGAGGACUCCGUCAGUUCUGCGAAAGCGUCCCCUUGGAAAGACAGAUCGAUAGAGGAAAACAUUUGCGAAUUUGAAAGGAUGGUAAACUACGUUUAUCCAAAAGGUAAAGCUGUUCUUAGACUGAAGUAUGAAGACAAGUAUUUUAAGGACCCUGUGGCCUACAGGAUUAAGCAGGGCAACCAUUUCAGGACAAAGGAUAGAUGGGCGGUAUAUCCAUCUUACGAUUUCAGUCAUCCCAUAGUGGACUCUAUUGAAAAUAUCGCUGUGUCCAUUUGCACCAUGGAAUUUGCACACCACAGAGUUUUAUACAACUGGAUUCAGGAGAAGCUGAACCUCCCAUUGGUUCCCCAGCAGGAACAACCGAGGCUGUCGCUAGAAAAUGUAGUAUUAUCAAAGCGCAAAUUGAUCAACUUGCACAGGAAGGGUGCUUUACAUGACAUGGCGGACCCACGUCUGGCUACUCUCGCUGGCCUUCGGAGUCGUGGGAUUCCUCCAAAGGCGAUUGAAAAGUUCGUAGCUCAAGGAUUCCGCGAGUUCGCUCAGCUCCUCGAUAUCGUCAGGAAGGAACUGUUGCCGGUUGCUGAGCCCUACAAGAUGGUCCUGGAUCCACUCUACUGCCGUGUAGUCAACUAUGUGGAGGGUAAGCAAGGCGCCGAGAAUCCGCAAGAGCCGUUCACCGAGCCCCAUUUCUUUAUCAGUGGCCUGGACUUCGACGACGAUGACACAUCAGACGACAGUUCGCCGCACAUUUUAUCUGUCAACAGGCCUGCAAGCCUCUUCGGGCUGCCAUACAAGAUCACCGUGAAGAAGGUGGAGCGCCACAAGGGAAAAAUCAAAGCCCUAGCAGUCACCCUCACUCUUAACGACAAGGUCAGAGGCCUCAGGUCCUUGGUCUGGGUCCCCGCACCCUCUCGUGCUACUCUUGUUUACCUCGACCACAUCUUUACUGGGAGUGACUUGCAACCUGCGCCAAUCCGAUAUGCGCAGAUCUACGCAGAACCAGGGUUCUUCUCCUCCGUAAAGACAGGGGAAAAAUUCAUAUACGGCCAGACCUUUCGGGCAGUUAAUAUCGGUUACGUCACUGUCUCGCAAAGGUCUACCGAGCAUGACGUACUGUUAAACGUAACAUGUUUUCUGAAGCACAAACCAGAACAUCUUGAAAAUAUUCUUAAAUGUUUUACAAGCACACCUUCUCCGUAGCUUAAUUAACUUAUAACCGUAAUAGUAUACUUGAAGUUAAGGUGAAUAUCGUCUCACUGUUUCCUAGUCUUUGGUUAGUGUGUGAAUGAAUGGGCACACAAGGAGUAAAAAAAAAGUCCAUAUUCAGAGUAAACAUUAAUCAGUGUUUGCGUCUCAAUGUUCAUUUGGCAUUUCAUCCAUAUGACUUCUGAUAUCGGAGACGCUUCUUUGAUUAUUACAGAUUUCCUCCAAGCAACAAGAAGUCAGAACAAAAAUACGUUCAUCGUAACUAGACGGAAAUUCGACCUUAUGUAAAAUGUAAAUAGCAAUAUAUCACUAGAGAUUAUAUUACAUCACUUUUAAUUUUUCCGUAACUCUUUUAAUGAAAUCAGGUACAGGUUAGUGAUUUUAACUUUUUAUAUGCAACUACAGUCACUAUAAAUUGUGAAGUUUUAUUUUAUCGUGACAACGGCACUUGUGUUCAUGAUUUUUAUCUUUUAUUUCCAGUUCUCUGUUUACGUAAAAUGAUAGCAUAUUUAUGGGAAACUACAUUAUUUUGAUAAUGUAAAGCUCUAUGUAUCCCCUUGAAUCUUUUUUUUUUUUCUUAUAAUGAAUCUAUACAGUAUGAAAGAUAUGGAUUCUAGAUUUGCCAAAGACCAGAUAUUUUAACUGAUAUAUUUAAUUUUAUACCAGGCUUGUGUACAUAAUUUAGAUCUGUUCAUUUCCAGUUCAUCAUUUAUCUUUGAUCAUAAUAUAUAUCAUUGAGACACUGUAUUGUUUUGUUUGGUCAUGUAUAUCAUUCUUAAUGUCAUCUGUGUUCUUUUACUGACAUCAGUUACACAGUUAUGAAUAUGAAGACAGAUCCCGUUUAACGUGUAACAUUGUAAACAGUAACAUGUUCUCGGAAACUGCAUUAUUUUAUUUGAUAAUGUAAAACACACUUUUAGUUCUCAUUACAAAGGGACAAAUUAAUAUGUAUAAUGAUGCAUAUAAUGUAACAGUCUAUAGACAACUAUUGGGAAUAAAUAUGAUG